Molecule: messenger RNA, 711 nt
Organism: Suillus subalutaceus
Lineage: Eukaryota; Fungi; Basidiomycota; Agaricomycetes; Boletales; Suillaceae
Product: OsmC/Ohr family
Exons: 4
Coding region: 83-595 (170 amino acids)
Biological process (GO): response to oxidative stress
Source: RefSeq, a predicted model, not a curated record
GCAUGAUCUAAACUCUCACCCGUAUCCUUCCUUCAGCCCCAUUCAACAUCCCAAACUUUUUCAAAAGCCAAAGCAAAGCAGUAUGUUGAACAUUGGUGCACGUAUCGUAAGCACAUCUCGCGUGCGGGCAAUCCAAGCAACGCGGUCGUACGCAACCAAGGAGGCCGCCCCCGUAACCCUCAAGAACCACAAGUACACCGUCCAUGCUACCGCUGCUGGGCAAGGUCGCAAGGGCGAAGUCAACUCAUUCGAUGAGACCCCUUUCUCUCUGCACCUAGCAAUGCCCAAAGCAAUGGGCGGCAAGGGCGAUGGGACGAACCCUGAGCAACUGUUCGCCAUGGGGUACGCAUCGUGUUUCCUCGGAGCCUUGCAGAUGAUGGCAGGCAAGACGGGAAAGAAGGAUGCCGCAAGGAACGCCGUGAUCCACACGACUGUGCAUCUUGGAGAGGCGGAGGGGCUUGGGGGGUUCGGGUUGGCCGUGGAUAUAAAGGUUGAGGGUGUGGAAGACGAGGAACUGAUCAAGGCUGGUCACGAGGCUUGUCCCUACAGUCGUGCACUCAUGCAUGGUGCAGUUGUGAAUGUUUCUAAGGCAUAGGUACACUUUUAGAUCUGUGGCCCGAGGAGCUUUCUUCAUAGUUUUCGCCUGACUUGUUCGCACGUAUUCCGGUCCUUGAGAACGUCACUGCAAAAUAGGAGAUAAUUAUAAUGCAC